This is a messenger RNA of Myotis lucifugus (little brown bat), 16118 nucleotides long. It is a transcript of the gene FAT4, whose product is annotated as FAT atypical cadherin 4. Gene Ontology annotation, molecular function: calcium ion binding. The record is from RefSeq and is a predicted model, not a curated record. Lineage: Eukaryota; Metazoa; Chordata; Mammalia; Chiroptera; Vespertilionidae. Gene Ontology annotation, biological process: homophilic cell-cell adhesion. The transcript has 17 exons. Bases 1 to 14943 code for a protein of 4980 amino acids. Gene Ontology annotation, cellular component: plasma membrane; cell-cell junction.
AUGGACUUGGCCGCACGCUGGGCUGUUGGCCGCGCCUGGCUCCCGCUGCCCACCCCCUCGAUACUCAAGCUCCUGCGCCUCUUCGGGCUGCUGUCCCUGCUCCCCGGGCCGACCCAGGUUGCCGGGGCCGAGCAGCGCCAGGUGUUCCAAGUGCUGGAGGAGCAGCCCCCAGGCACGCUGGUGGGCACCAUCCAGACGCGCCCGGGCUUCACCUACCGGCUCAGCGAAAGCCACGCCCUGUUUGCCAUAAACAGCAGCACGGGGACCCUGUACACCACGGCCACCAUCGACCGCGAGAGCCUGCCCAGCGACGUGAUCAACCUGGUGGUCCUUUCCAGCUCGCCCACCUACCCCACCGAGGUGCGAGUGCUGGUGUGGGACCUCAAUGACAACGCCCCUGUCUUCCCGGACCCCUCCAUCAUAGUCACUUUUAAGGAGGACAGCAGCAGUGGGCGCCAAGUCAUCUUGGACACGGCGACCGACGCAGACAUCGGCUCCAAUGGCGUGGACCACCACUCCUACCGCAUCGUCCAGGGCAACGAGGAGGGUCGCUUCCGCCUGGACAUCACCCUGAACCCGAGCGGCGAGGGCGCCUUCCUGCACCUGGUGUCCGAGGGCGGGCUGGACCGCGAGGUCACGCCGCAGUACCAGCUGCUGGUGGAAGUGAAGGACAAGGGCGAGCCCAAGCGGCGGGGCUACCUUCAGGUAAACGUGACUGUGCAGGACAUUAAUGACAACCCCCCGGUGUUUGGCAGUUCCCACUACCAGGCGGGGGUGCCCGAGGACGCAGCCGUGGGCUCCAGCGUCCUCCAGGUGGCGGCGGCGGACGCGGACGAGGGCACCAACGCGGACAUCCGCUAUCGGCUGCAGGACGAGGGGACCCCCUUCCAGAUUGACCCCGAAACGGGGCUCAUCACGGUGAGGGAGCCCCUGGACUUCGAGGCCCGGCGCCAGUACUCCUUGACGGUGCAGGCGCUGGACCGGGGCGUGCCUUCCCUCACCGGGCGCGCCGAGGCGCUCAUUCAGCUCCUGGACGUCAACGACAAUGACCCGGUGGUGAAAUUCCGCUACUUCCCCGCCACCUCGCGCUACGCCUCGGUGGACGAGAACGCUCAGGUGGGCACUGUGGUGGCUCUGCUCACCGUGACGGACGCGGACUCCCCCGCGGCCAACGGGAACAUAUCGGUGCAAAUUCUCGCCGGCAACGAGCAGCGCCACUUUGAGGUGCAGAGCAGCAAAGUGCCGAACCUGAGCCUCAUCAAAGUGGCCAGCGCCCUGGACCGCGAGCGCAUUCCUUCUUACAACCUAACCGUGUCUGUCUCGGAUAACUACGGGGCGCCCCCUGCCGCCGCGGUCCGGGCGCGCUCUUCCGUGGCCAGCCUGGUGAUUUUUGUCAAUGACAUCAAUGACCACCCUCCAGUCUUUGCACAGCAAGUGUACAGAGUGAACCUGAGCGAGGAGGCGCCUCCGGGAAGCUACGUGAGUGGAGUGUCUGCCACGGAUGGCGACUCUGGUCUCAAUGCCAAUUUGCGUUACAGCAUUGUCUCUGGCAAUGGACUAGGUUGGUUCCAUAUCAGUGAACAUAGCGGCCUGGUGACCACCGGGGCUGCUGGGGGCUUGGACCGUGAAGUUGCUUCCCAAAUUGUACUGAAUAUUAGUGCUCGGGACCAGGGCGUUCACCCCAAGGUCUCCUACGCCCAGCUUGUAGUAACUCUCCUGGAUGUGAAUGAUGAAAAGCCAGUAUUUAGCCAGCCACAAGGGUAUGAUGUGUCUGUGGUUGAGAACGCCCCAACAGGGACAGAACUGCUGGUGCUCAGGGCAACUGAUGGGGACCUGGGUGACAAUGGGACGGUGCGUUUCUCCUUACAAGAGGCUGAGACUGACCAGAGGUCUUUCCGUCUGGAUCCUGUGUCUGGGAGGUUGAGUACUAUCUCCUCCUUGGACAGAGAGGAGCAAUCUUUCUACUCCCUGUUGGUUUUGGCCACAGAUCUGGGCUCCCCUCCCCAGUCCUCAGUGGCUCGCAUAAAUGUGAGUCUCCUGGAUAUGAAUGACAACAGUCCCGUGUUCUACCCAGUCCAGUACUUUGCUCAUAUUCAGGAGAAUGAGCCCGGAGGUAGCUACAUCACCACAGUGUCUGCCACUGAUCCUGACUUGGGUCUCAACGGAACUAUCAAAUAUAGCAUAUCCGCUGGGGACAGGUCUCGGUUUCAGAUCAAUGCUCAGAGUGGGGUUAUUUCGACAAGAAUGGCCCUAGACAGAGAAGAAAAAACAGCUUACCAACUCCAAGUAGUGGCUACUGAUGGUGGCAAUUUGCAGUCUCCCAACCAGGCAGUAGUAACCAUCACUGUAUUGGACACUCAAGACAACCCACCUGUAUUCAGUCAGGCUGCCUACAGCUUCGUGGUCUUUGAGAAUGUGGCUCUGGGAUAUCAUGUGGGCAGUGUGUCUGCUUCCACCAUGGAUCUCAAUGCCAACAUCAGUUAUCUCAUUACUACUGGGGAUCAGAAAGGUAUGUUUGCUAUCAACCAGGUCACUGGGCAGCUUACCACAGGGAGUGUGAUUGACAGAGAAGAGCAGUCCUUUUAUCAGCUGAAAGUAGUGGCCAGCGGGGGCACAGUGACUGGAGACACUAUGGUUAACAUAACAGUGAAGGAUUUGAAUGACAACUCUCCCCAUUUCCUUCAGGCAGUAGAGAGUGUGAAUGUGGUGGAGAAUUGGCAGGCUGGUCACAGCAUUUUCCAAGCCAAAGCUGUGGACCCUGACGAAGGUGUUAACGGCAUGGUGCUCUAUAGCCUGAAGCAGAACCCCAAGAAUCUCUUUACUAUCAAUGAGAAGGAUGGUCAUGUUAGUCUGCUAGGGCCCCUGGAUGUCCAUGCUGGUUCCUACCAGUUAGAGAUCUUGGCAUCUGAUAUGGGUGUUCCACAGCUCUCCUCGAGUGUCAUCUUAACGGUUUAUGUCCAUGACGUAAAUGACAACCCACCAGUAUUUGACCAGCUCUCCUAUGAGGUCACCCUUUCUGAGUCAGAACCUGUGAAUUCUCGAUUCUUUAAAGUGCAAGCUUUUGAUAAGGAUUCAGGAGCCAAUGGUGAAAUUGCAUACAGCAUUGCUGAAGGAAAUAUAGGGGAUGCUUUUGGCAUAUUCCCAGAUGGUCAAUUGUAUAUAAAAAGUGAACUGGACCGUGAACUUCAAGACAGAUAUGUUUUACUGGUUGUUGCUUCUGACAGAGCUGUGGAACCCCUUAGUGCUACUGUGAAUGUUACUGUAAUUUUAGAAGAUGUAAAUGAUAACAGACCUCUUUUUAACAGUACCAAUUACUCAUUUUAUUUUGAAGAGGAGCAGAAAGCUGGGUCAUUUGUGGGCAAAGUAAGUGCUGUAGAUAAAGACUUUGGGCCAAAUGGAGAAGUAAGGUAUUCAUUUGAAAUGGUGCAGCCAGAUUUCGAGUUGCAUGCUCUUAGUGGAGAAAUUACAAAUACUCAUCAGUUUGACAGGGAGUCUCUUAUGAGACGCAGGGGGACUGCAGUGUUUAGCUUUACAGUCAUUGCAACAGACCAGGGGCUCCCACAGCCUCUCAAGGAUCAGGCCACUGUCCAUGUUUACAUGAAGGAUAUAAACGAUAACGCUCCCAAAUUUGUAAAAGACUUUUAUCAAGCUACAAUAUCAGAGUCUGCAGCCAACCUGACACAGGUUUUACGAGUAUCUGCCUCAGAUGUUGAUGAAGGUAAUAAUGGACUUAUUCAUUAUUCUGUAAUAAAAGGAAAUGAAGAAAGACAGUUUGCUAUAGAUAGUACCUCUGGCCAGGUGACACUAAUUGGCAAAUUAGACUAUGAAGCCACACCUGCCUAUUCCCUUGUAAUUCAAGCAGUGGAUUCAGGGGCAGUCUCCCUCAAUUCAACCUGUACCUUAAAUAUUGAUAUUUUAGAUGAAAAUGACAAUACCCCCUCUUUCCCCAAAUCAACACUCUUUGUUGAUGUUUUGGAAAACAUGAGAAUUGGUGAACUCGUGUCCUCCGUUACUGCCACGGACUCAGAUUCCGGUGACAAUGCUGAUUUGCACUACAGCAUUACUGGGACUAACAACCAUGGAACUUUCAGCAUUAGCCCAAACACUGGGAGUAUUUUUCUUGCCAAGAAAUUGGACUUUGAAACACAGUCUUUGUACAAAUUAAAUAUAACAGCAAAAGACCAAGGAAGGCCUCCUCGUUCAUCUACAAUGUCAGUGGUUAUCCAGGUGAGGGAUUUCAAUGACAACCCUCCUAGCUUUCCUCCUGGGGAUAUUUUCAAGUCUAUUGUUGAGAACAUUCCCAUUGGUACGUCUGUCAUUUCAGUGACUGCCCAUGACCCUGAUGCAGACAUUAAUGGGCAGCUAGCCUACACGAUCAUCCAACAGAUGCCAAGGGGCAACCACUUUGGCAUAGAUGAAGUCAAAGGCACUAUAUAUACCAACGCUGAAAUAGAUCGGGAAUUUGCUAAUCUCUUCGAGUUAACCGUAAAAGCCAACGAUCAAGCUGUGCCUAUAGAAACUAGAAGGUAUGCUCUGAAAAAUGUGACCAUUUUGGUUACAGACCUCAAUGACAACGUUCCAGUGUUCAUAUCACAAAACGCCCUUGCUGCAGACCCUUCGGCUGUGAUUGGUUCUGUGCUGACAACAGUCAUGGCUGCUGACCCGGAUGAAGGUGCCAAUGGAGAGGUGGAGUACGAGAUCAUCAAUGGGGACACAGACACCUUCGUGGUGGACCGUUUCAGUGGAGACUUGAGAGUGGCCUCCGCGCUGGUGCCUUCACAACUGAUCUAUAAUCUCAUCGUUUCAGCGACAGACCUUGGCCCGGAAAGGAGGAAAUCCACCACUGAAUUGACCGUCAUUCUUCAGGGCCUCGAUGGACCUGUUUUUACUCAACCCAAAUAUAUAACUAUUUUGAAGGAAGGGGAACCCAUUGGUACCAAUGUAAUAUCAAUAGAAGCAGCUAGCCCUAGAGGAUCGGAAGCCCCAGUGGAGUAUUAUAUUGUUUCAGUUCGUUGUGAAGAAAAAACCGUUGGGCGUCUCUUUACUAUUGGACGACAAACUGGCAUGAUUCAGACAGCAGCCAUUCUGGACCGGGAGCAAGGAGCUUGCCUUUACCUGGUGGAGGUUUAUGCCAUAGAAAAAUCAACUGCUUUUCCCAGAACACAGAGAGCAGAGGUAGAAAUAACACUUCAGGAUAUCAAUGACAAUCCACCUGUGUUUCCAACGGACAUGCUGGAUCUCACAGUGGAGGAGAACAUCGGAGAUGGCUCUAAGAUUAUGCAGCUCACAGCCAUGGAUGCUGACGAGGGUGCAAAUGCUCUCGUCACAUACACCAUCAUUAGUGGAGCUGAUGACAGUUUCCGCAUUGACCCUGAAUCCGGAGAUCUGAUAGCGACCAAGAGGUUGGACAGAGAACGCCGUUCCAAAUACUCCUUGCUGGUCCGUGCCGAUGACGGUCUCCAGUCCUCUGAUAUGAGAAUCAACAUCACUGUCAGUGAUGUGAAUGACCACUCGCCCAAGUUCUCCAGGCCUGUGUACUCUUUCGACAUCCCAGAAGACACAACCCCAGGUUCUUUGGUAGCAGCUAUUUUAGCUACAGAUGAUGACUCUGGUGUGAAUGGAGAAAUUACAUAUAGUGUGAAUGAAGAUGAUGAAGAUGGCAUAUUUUUCCUGAAUCCAGUUACUGGAGUCUUUAAUUUGACUCGAAUAUUAGAUUAUGAAGCACAGCAAUAUUAUAUCCUCACUGUUCGAGCUGAAGACGGUGGGGGACAAUUUACUACCAUCAGGGUUUAUUUCAAUAUACUAGAUGUAAAUGACAACCCACCUAUUUUCAGCUCGAGUUCAUAUAGCACAUCUUUAAUGGAGAAUCUACCUCUAGGAUCUACUGUUCUUGUGUUUAAUGUUACCGACGCAGAUGACGGCAUCAACUCCCAGUUGGCUUAUAGCAUUGCUUCAGGUGACAGCCUCGGGCAAUUUACAGUUGACAAGAAUGGUGUGCUGACCGUCCUGAAGGCUCUGGAUCGGGAAAGUCAGUCCUUUUACAACCUGGUUGUUCAGGUGCAUGACCUGCCACCGCUUCCGGCCUCCAGGUUCACCAGCACUGCUCAAGUCUCCAUUAUUUUGCUGGAUGUGAAUGACAACCCACCAGCAUUUCUUUCCCCUAAAUUGACGUACAUUCCAGAGAACACGCCCAUUGAUACCAUUGUUUUCAAAGCUCAAGCAACGGACCCGGACAGCGGCCCAAAUAGCUAUAUUGAGUACACCCUGCUGAACCCCUUGGGAAACAAGUUCAGCAUUGGGACUAUCGAUGGGGAAGUGAGGCUCACUGGAGAACUGGACAGAGAAGAAGUUUCUAAUUAUACUCUAACCGUGGUGGCCACAGACAAGGGUCACCCAUCUCUCUCCUCGUCUACAGAGGUCAUGGUGAUGGUGCUUGACAUCAAUGAUAACAACCCUGUUUUUGCGCAGGCUUUGUAUCAAGUGGAGAUGAAUGAAAACACGCUCACAGGAACAGAUAUAAUACAAGUGUACGCAGCAGAUGGAGAUGAAGGCACAAACGGACAGGUUCGCUAUGGCAUUGUUGAUGGGAAUGCCAAUCAGGAAUUUCGGAUUGACUCUGUCACAGGUGCCAUCACUGUGGCUAAGCCACUGGAUAGAGAAAAGACCCCUACUUACUCUUUAACUGUUCAGGCAACAGAUCGGGGCAGUACCCCCAGAACUGACACCUCCACGGUCAGCAUUGUGCUGUUGGACAGUAAUGAUUUUGUCCCCAUAUUUGAGCUAUCUCCAUAUUCCGUACAUGUCCCUGAGAAUUUAGGGACACUACCCAGAACAAUCCUUCAGGUGGUGGCAAGAGAUGAUGACCAAGGUUCUAACAGCAAACUCUCCUACGUCCUGUUUGGUGGAAAUGAAGACAGUGCUUUCACUCUCUCAGAUAGUGGGGAACUUCGAGUGACACAGAGUUUGGACCGUGAGACCAAGGAGCACUUUGUGUUGAUUGUCACAGCUACAGAUUCAGGGUCCCCUGCCCUGACUGGAACUGGAACAAUCAAUGUCAUAGUAGAUGAUGUCAAUGACAAUGUCCCCACUUUUGCCAGUAAAUUGUAUUUCACUACGAUUCCCGAAGAUGCACCGACAGGAACAGACGUCCUAUUGGUCAAUGCCUCAGACACGGACACUUCAACCAACGCCGUCAUUAGCUACAGGAUCAUCGGUGGAAACUCUCAGUUCACCAUCAACCCCUCCACAGGACAGAUCAUCACCAGUGCGCUGCUGGACAGGGAGACAAGAGAAAAUUAUACGUUAGUGGUGGUUUCCAGUGAUGCUGGGUCCCCAGGGCCUCUUUCCAGUUCUGCCAGCGUGCUGGUCACCGUGACUGAUGUCAACGACAAUCCACCAAGAUUUCAACAUCACCCAUAUGUCACACACAUCCCAUCGCCUACUCCUCCAGGUGCCUUCGUCUUUGCGGUCACAGUCACAGACGCUGAUAUUGGACCCAAUUCUGAACUGCAUUACUCUCUGUCAGGUAGAAACUCUGAGAAAUUUCACAUUGAUCCGCUGCGGGGAGCUAUCAUGGCAGCUGGGCCAUUGAACGGAGCUUCAGAAGUGACAUUCUCUGUCCAUGUGAAAGACGGUGGCUCGUUUCCAAAGACAGAUUCUACAACAGUGACUGUUAGGUUCGUGAACAAGGCCGAUUUCCCCAAAGUCAGAGCCAAAGAACAAACUUUCAUGUUUCCUGAGAACCAGCCAGUCGGCACUCAGGUCACCACUGUUACGGGGUCCUCCCUGAGAGGGGAACCUUUGUCCUAUUAUAUCGCAAGUGGGAAUCUUGGCAGCACGUUCCAGAUUGAUCAGUUAACAGGGCAGGUGUCCAUUAGUCGGCCGCUGGAUUUUGAAAAGAUGCAAAAAUAUGUUGUGUGGAUAGAGGCCAGAGAUGGAGGGUUCCCUCCUUUCUCCUCUUAUGAGAAACUCGACAUAGCUGUAUUAGAUGUCAACGACAAUGCCCCGAUUUUUAAGGAAGAUCCAUUUGUAUCUGAGAUAUUGGAAAAUCUUUCUCCUCGAAAAAUACUUACUGUCUCAGCAACGGACAAGGACAGUGGACCCAAUGGACAGUUAGAUUAUGAUAUUGUUAAUGGCAACAAAGAACACAGUUUCAGCAUCGAUCAUGCCACUGGCGAAAUUAGAAGCAUUCGGCCUCUAGACAGGGAAAAGGUAUCUCAGUAUGUGCUCACCAUAAAGUCCUCAGACAAAGGCUCCCCUUCUCAGAGCAGCUCAGUAAAAGUCAUCAUUCACAUUUUAGAUGAAAAUGAUAAUGCCCCAAGGUUUUCUCAGAUCUUUAGUGCCCAUGUUUCUGAAAACUCCCCCUUAGGGUACACGGUUACACGUGUCACGACUUCUGAUGAAGACACUGGUGUCAAUGCAAUCAGUAGAUAUUCUAUCAUGGACACAAGCCUUCCAUUUACCAUUAAUCCCAGCACAGGGGAUAUUGUCAUUAGUAGACCUUUAAAUAGAGAAGAUACAGACCGUUACAGAAUCCGCGUUUCUGCACAUGAUUCCGGGUGGACUGUAAGUACAGACGUCACGAUAUUUGUGACAGAUGUCAAUGACAAUGCUCCGAGAUUCAGCAGGCCCUCCUAUUAUUUAGAUUGCCCUGAACUUGCUGAAAUCGGCUCCAAAGUGACUCAGGUGUCUGCAACUGAUCCUGACGAGGGGUCAAAUGGACAAGUGGUUUAUUUUAUAAAAUCUCAAUCAGAGUACUUCAGGAUUAAUGCCACCUCAGGAGAGAUUUUCAAUAAACAGAUCUUAAAAUACCAAAACAUCAGUGGCUUCAGUAACGUGAACAUCAACAGACACAGUUUUAUAGUGACAUCUUCAGAUCGAGGCAAUCCUUCCCUACUCAGUGAGACAACCGUUACCAUCAACAUAGUGGACAGUAAUGACAAUGCACCCCAAUUUCUUAAAAGUAAAUAUUUUACUCCGGUCACCAAAAACGUGAAAGUUGGUACAAAGUUAAUCAAAGUUACUGCAGUAGACGAUAAAGAUUUCGGAUUGAAUUCUGAAGUGGAGUAUUUCGUUUCCAGUGAAAAUCACUUGGGGAAAUUUAAGUUGGACAACAAUACAGGGUGGAUUUCAGUAGCAUCUUCCCUCAUCUCUGACUUGAAUCAAAACUUUUUGAUCACUGUCACUGCAAAGGAUAAAGGAAACCCUCCACUUUCAUCCCAAGCCACGGUUCAAAUCAUUGUCACUGAGGAAAACUACCACACUCCGGAAUUCUCUCAAAGCCACAUGAGCGCCACCAUCCCGGAAAGCCACAGUGUUGGGGCUGUUGUCAGAACGGUUUCUGCAAGAGACAGAGAUGCAGCGAUGAAUGGCCUGAUUAGGUACAGCAUUUCUUCUGGAAACGAAGAGGGCAUUUUUGCCAUCAAUUCUUCCACCGGUGUAUUGACACUCGCCAAAGCUCUUGAUUACGAGCUAUGCCAGAAACAUGAAAUGACUAUUAGUGCUACUGAUGGCGGGUGGGUUGCAAGGACGGGUUACUGCAGUGUGACUGUCAAUGUGCUUGAUGUGAAUGACAAUUCUCCAGUGUUCCUCCCUGAGGAAUAUUUCCCCACUGUUUUGGAAAAUGCCCCAAGCGGGACCACCGUUAUCCACCUAAAUGCAACCGAUGCGGACUCUGGCACCAACGCUGUGAUUGCAUACACUGUACAGUCAUCUGACAGCGACCUCUUUGUCAUUGACCCCAACACAGGCGUCCUUACCACGCAAGGCUUCUUGGAUUUUGAAACCAAGCAGAGCUACCACCUUACUGUGAAAGCUUUCAAUGUCCCCGAUGAAGAAAGGUGCAGUUUUGCCACAGUUAAUGUACAAUUGAAAGGGACAAAUGAAUAUGUGCCUCGUUUUGUUUCCAAACUCUACUACUUUGAAAUCUCAGAAGCAGCUCCCAGAGGUACGAUUGUUGGAGAGGUGUUUGCCAGUGACCGGGAUUUGGGCGUGGAUGGGGAGGUACAUUAUUUGAUUUUUGGAAACAGUAGGAAGAAGGGUUUCCAGAUCAAUAAGAAGACUGGACAGAUUUAUGUUUCUGGACCUCUUGACAGAGAAAAAGAAGAAAGGGUAUCUUUGAAGGUAUUGGCCAAGAAUUUUGGCAGCAUUAGGGGUGCAGACAUAGAUGAGGUCACUGUAAAUAUCACUGUGCUCGAUGCCAAUGACCCACCCAUUUUCAGUCUAAACAUCUAUAGUGUUCAGAUCAGCGAAGGGGUCCCGACAGGAACUCACGUGACCUUUGUCAGUGCUUUUGACUCAGACUCGGUCCCCAGCUGGAGCAGGUUCUCUUACUUUAUCGGGUCAGGGAAUGAAAAUGGUGCCUUUUCCAUCAACCCGCAGACAGGACAGAUCACUGUAACUGCAGAAUUGGAUCGAGAAACCCUCCCCAUCUAUAAUCUGACCGUGUUGGCUGUUGAUUCGGGGACACCCUCCGCUACAGGAAGUGCCUCUCUCUUAGUCACCCUGGAAGACAUAAAUGACAACGGGCCAAUGCUGACCAUCAGCGAAGGAGAAGUUAUGGAAAACAAACGCCCAGGCACUCUGGUGAUGACCCUUCAGUCCACCGACCCUGACCUCCCUCCCAAUCAAGGCCCCUUUACCUAUUACUUGCUGAGCACGGGUCCGGCCACCAACUAUUUCAGUCUGAACACCGCUGGAGUGCUGAGCACCACCAGAGAGAUCGACCGAGAGCAGAUUUCAGACUUCUAUCUGUCGGUGGUCACUCGGGAUUCUGGUGUGCCUCAGAUGUCUUCCACAGGGACUGUGCACAUCACCGUGCUAGACCAAAAUGACAAUCCUUCCCAGUCUCGGACGGUGGAGAUAUUUGUUAAUUAUUAUGGCAACGUGUUUCCUGGUGGGCUGUUGGGCUCCGUGAAGCCACAGGAUCCGGACGUGUUGGACACCUUCCACUGCUCCCUGACCUCAGGGGUGACGAGCCUCUUCAGUGUUCCCAGGGGCACUUGUGAUCUGCAUUCCCAGCCACGGUCCACCGAUGGCACGUUCGAUCUGACCGUCCUCAGCAGCGACGGGGUUCACAGCACAGUCACCAGCAACAUCCGUGUUUUCUUUGCUGGCUUUUCCAACGCUACGAUAGACAGCAGCAUCCUCCUGCGGCUCAGUGUCCCAACCGUGAGGGACUUCUUGACCAACCACUACCUUCACUUCCUGCGCAUCGCCGGUUCUCAGCUCACGGGCCUGGGCACCGCAGUGCAGCUCUAUGGGGCCUAUGAAGAGAACAACAGGACAUUUCUCUUCGCAGCCGUGAAGCGGGGCCAUAAUCAGUACGUGAAUCCCAGCGGUGUGGCCACCUUCUUCGAAAGCAUCAAAGAGAUCCUUCUCCGGCAGAGCGGGGUGAAGGUGGAGUCUGUGGAUCACGACGCGUGUGCCCACGGGCCGUGCCAGAACGGGGGGAGCUGCCUCCGAAGACUGGCGGUGAGCCCCGCGGUCAAGAGCCACGAAAGCCUUCCAGUCAUCAUCGUGGCCAACGAGCCGUUGCAGCCGUUCCUGUGCCAGUGCCUGCCGGGUUAUGCUGGGAGCUGGUGUGAAGUCGACAUAGAUGAGUGUCUUCCCUCUCCUUGCCACAAUGGCGGCACCUGCCACAAUUUGGUGGGAGGAUUUUCAUGCAGCUGCCCAGACGGCUUCACAGGGAGGGCCUGUGAGCGGGAUAUCAACGAGUGCCUGCCCAGUCCUUGUAAGAACGGUGCCGUCUGCCAGAAUUUCCCAGGAAGCUUCCACUGUGUCUGCAAAACUGGAUACACAGGGAAAAUGUGUGAAUCUUCAGUCAACUACUGUGAAUGCAACCCCUGCUUUAAUGGUGGUUCCUGCCAAAGUGGUGUGGAGUCCUACUAUUGCCACUGUCCAUUUGGUGUCUUUGGAAAACACUGCGAGUUGAAUAGUUAUGGAUUUGAGGAGUUAUCUUACAUGGAAUUUCCCAGCUUGGACCCCAAUAACAACUAUAUUUAUGUCAAAUUUGCAACGAUUAAAAGUCAUGCUUUAUUGCUUUACAACUAUGACAACCAGACGGGGGACCGGGCUGAAUUUUUGGCUCUCGAAAUUGCUGAAGAGAGACUAAGAUUCUCUUACAAUUUAGGCAGCGGUACAUAUAAACUCACCACCAUGAAGAAGGUGUCAGACGGACAUUUUCACACUGUGAUUGCCAGGAGAGCAGGAAUGGCAGCUUCCUUAACUGUGGACUCUUGUUCUGAGAACCAAGAACCAGGAUACUGCACUGUCAGUAACGUGGCCAUCUCAGAUGAUUGGACUCUUGACGUUCAGCCAAAUCGAGUCACAGUUGGAGGUAUCAGAUCGCUAGACCCAGUUCUUCAGAGGAGAGGACACGUGGAAAGCCAUGAUUUCAUUGGGUGCAUCAUGGAGUUUGCAGUGAAUGGAAGGCCUCUGGAACCCAGCCAAGCUCUGGCUGCUCAAGGCAUCCUAGACCAAUGCCCCAGACUGGAAGGCGCGUGUACUCGCAGCCCCUGCCAGCACGGCGGCACGUGCACGGAUUACUGGUCAUGGCAGCAGUGUCACUGCAAAGAGGGGCUGACUGGCAAAUACUGUGAAAAAUCUAUUACUCCUGACACUGCCUUGUCAUUGGAAGGCAAAGGGCGCUUGGACUACCACAUGAGUCAGAAUGAGAAGCGGGAAUAUCUGUUAAGACAGAGCAUACGGGGGGCCACGAUGGAGCCUUUUGGUGUGAACAGUCUGGAAGUAAAGUUCAGGACGAGAAGCGAGAAUGGCAUUUUAAUCCAUAUCCAAGAAAGCAGCAAUUAUACUACUGUGAAGAUUAAGAAUGGCAAAGUACAUUUUACAUCAGAUGCAGGAAUUGCUGGGAAAGUGGAGAGAAAUAUUCCUGAGGUGUAUGUUGCUGAUGGCCACUGGCAUACCUUUCUAAUCGGAAAAAAUGGAACAGCCACAGUACUGUCCAUCGACAGGAUAUACAACAGAGAUAUCGCCCACCCUACUCAGAAUUUUGGUGGCCUCGACGUGCUCACUAUAUCCCUUGGAGGAAUUCCACCCAAUCAAGCUCAUCGAGAUACUCAAACAGGGUUCGAUGGCUGCAUCGCCUCUAUGCUGUACGGUGGAGAAAGCCUGCCUUUCAGCGGGAAGCACAGCUUGGCCUCCAUCUCCAAGACGGACCCCUCCGUGAAGAUCGGCUGUCGUGGGCCCAACAUUUGUGCCAGCAACCCCUGCUGGGGCGACUUACUGUGCAUCAACCAGUGGUACGCCUACAAGUGCGUGCCCCCCGGGGACUGCGCCUCCCACCCCUGCCAGAACGGGGGCAGCUGCGAGCCAGGCCUGCACUCCGGCUUCACCUGUAGCUGCCCGGAGUCGCACACAGGGAGCACCUGUGAGACGGUGGUGGCCUGCCUCGGUGUCGUCUGUCCUCAGGGGAGGGUGUGCAAAGCCGGAAGCCCCGGAGGGCAUGUCUGUGUUCUGAGUCAGGGCCCCGAAGAGAUCUCCCUGCCUCUGUGGGCCGUGCCCGCCAUCGUGGGUAGCUGCGCCACCGUCCUGGCCCUCCUGGUCCUCAGCCUGAUUCUUUGCAACCAGUGCCGGGGCAAGAAGACCAAAAACCCCAAGGAGGAGAAGAAACCGAAGGAGAAGAAGAAAAAGGGGAGUGAGAACGUGGCCUUCGAUGACCCAGACAACAUCCCCCCCUACGGGGACGACAUGACGGUGCGGAAGCAGCCUGAGGGGAACCCCAAGCCAGAUAUCAUUGAGAGGGAGAACCCCUACCUCAUCUACGACGAGACCGAUAUCCCCCACAACUCGGAGACCAUCCCCAGCGCCCCCCUGGCCUCCCCGGAGCAGGAGAUCGAGCACUACGACAUCGACAACGCCAGCAGCAUCGCCCCUUCGGACGCAGACAUCAUCCAGCACUACAAGCAGUUCCGCAGCCACACCCCCAAGUUCUCCAUCCAGCGGCACAGCCCCCUGGGCUUCGCGCGCCAGUCCCCCAUGCCCCUGGGGGCCAGCAGCCUGACCUACCAGCCUUCCUACGGCCAGGGCCUGCGAACCAGCUCCCUGAGCCACUCCGCCUGCCCGACGCCCAACCCCCUGUCCCGGCACAGCCCCGCGCCGUUCUCCAAGGCCUCCACCUUCUACCGGAACAGCCCGGCGCGGGAGCUGCACCUCCCCGUGCGGGACGGCAACGUGGCGGACAUGCACGGGGACGCCUGCCAGCCGGGCAUCUUCAACUACCCCACGAGGCUGGGCAGGAGGAGCAAGAGCCCCCAGGCCCUGGCCCCGCACGGCUCUCGACCCGGGAGCCGCUUGAAGCAGCCCAUGGGGCAGAUCCCUCUGGAAUCCUCGCCGCCCGUGGGACUGUCCAUCGAAGAGGUGGAGAGGCUCAACACCCCUCGCCCGAGGAACCCGAGCAUCUGCAGCGCGGACCACGGCCGGUCUUCCUCGGAGGAGGACUGCCGGCGGCCGCUGUCCAGGACCAGGAACCCCGCCGAUGGCAUCCCCGCUCCCGAAUCUUCUUCCGACAGCGACUCGCACGAGUCUUUCACCUGCUCGGAAAUGGAGUACGACCGGGAGAAGCCGAUGGUCUACACUUCCAGGAUGCCCAAGCUCUCGCAAGUCAACGAAUCGGAUGCAGACGACGAGGAUAAUUACGGCGCCAGACUGAAGCCCCGAAGAUACCACGGCCGCCGGGCGGAGGGGGCGCCCGUGGGCUCGCAGGCGCCCGGCGUGGCCGACAGCACGCUGCCCCUGAAGCUCGGGCAGCAAGCGGGGAAUUUCAACUGGGACAACCUCUUGAACUGGGGCCCCGGCUUUGGCCACUAUGUGGAUGUUUUUAAGGAUUUGGCAUCUCUCCCAGAAAAAGCAGCAGCCAACGAAGACGGCAAAAGUGGGACCAGUCAGCCGGUCCCCAAAGAGGGGGAAGCCGAACAGUAUGUGUGAGCGCCGUGUGCUGGCGCAAAGGAGACAGGAACACAAGGGACGCCCCCCGCGGCCCGCAGGUCACCCACCAGGGCGGGUCGUGUUUGCAAAACCGGCCAGUCAGGGCUGGUGCUGGAGGGAAACUCAAAAAUAAUAGCCAUGAUGCUGCUGAAACCGGCGCAGAACAGCUCUGUCAUUUGAACGCGCUCCGUUGCCUUUGUUGUCCUGCAUGCUUCGUACGGUGUGACCGGUGACCGGGGCGCAGCGUUCGGAAAGGUUUUUCUUACUUGGCCAAGGCCCGCGUGGUGACUUUAAGCAGGAAUAGCAUUGCCGUUGCAGAAAUGAACUUGUGGCUGUCACAGCGGGGUUGUGUAUUGUUGCCGUUGUGUUACUAUUGUUAACGUUUUGCUUUGCAGACCCUUGAGGGUUUAGCCAAUCCCUGUAAAGUGUAGAAAAGAGCCCUCCUGCCCUUGAAGGAAAGACUAAGUAUUAACGCUUCUCAGAAUCGUAGCCUCCAUAUUCGAUGUUUAUCGGAAAUGUCUGAAGGUUUGAAUGCCUUGUACAUGACCUUGGGUACUGAAGUUAAGUCAUUGUGUUCAGCACUUUAGAACUUUCUUACGAAAUUGUGUUAAAACUUCUGACUCUUUUCUGUGUAAACAGCGAUGGUCUCAUUUGCAUCAGGCUUUCCACUAAGGAACAGAGUGAUUGCAUGUUGUCCCAGAACACUGCCGCCUGCUGCCGUGGAGGAAGGCCCCAGCCGCGCCUCUCAGAGACACUGUUGAAAGUUAUUUAUUGAAAAAUGUUCUACGCUUUUAAAUUUUUAAAGAAUUGACCUAAGCAAAGCCUAUGAUUGGACACACUCUUCAACCAUUUAGCAUGUACCCUAAGUACCCAGUUUUUAUAAUUUAUAUAAAGUCAAAUUUCAUCACUUCUUACUUUCUGUCAUUUUGUAGAUCAUUUUUUAAUACCUUGUGAAAACGUGUUUUGGGUUUUGUUUUUUACACCUAAGCUGUGUUUUUGAUACUGAUAUUUUCUUAUGCUGAAUAGUUUUCUUACUUUCCGGGAAGGUAAGAAAAUACUUUUUUUACAUUUGUUACUUAUGUAACGUUCAUAUUUUUCACAUUUUGAUAUUUGUAACAUACUGUAUGCUUUCUACUUGUAAAUGCCAACAAUAGAAUUAAAAUAUUUAUUUAAAA